UAUUAUUCCUUGUACACUCCCUGAAUAGGGGUCGCUUGAAGCAAUCACUCCCCGCCACCACCCUAAGUCACCGUUCAUCCCCACCUCGACUCUCCACUACCCUUCAAACCCCACCACCACUCCAUCUCCAUGGCAGCAGCGUUAUUGGAAAAAAAAAUUUCAAAAUUGGGCUUCCUCUCUGCAGGAGCUUUCUCCACGGAGUUGUUUUCAAAAUCUUACUGAACAACCCUCAACCCAUUCCAUUUUAGUGCCUUUCAUUAUUGAUUACUGUCACUAACUUGUGUUAAGGCCGGACAGAAAUUGGAUCCAAAGGAACCGGGAUGGAGUUCGGAUAUAAACUAAGACUGCAGGCUGCGACUACCUAACUGCAACUAUUAUUUGGCAAAGGCAGAUAGCAACAUUGCCUUCAAUGGUUGUCUAUAAGGCCAGUCUGAAAACUACUCAUGGACUGUGGAUGGCAAACGCAGUCCAAGAAAUCCAUAGAUAUGUUGACAGAAAUCUCUAAGACUUUGUUAGUGAUUUCCAUUCUUUUUCAUCUGAUUUUAAGUUCAUGUUCAAGUUUGAUUCCUCAAAGUUUCAUCCAUUGCCUUUCUCACAAGGUUUCUCCUUCAAAUGUUUCCAUUCUCAAUGUCAUGUAUGUUCCCAAGAAUUCUUCCUAUAAGUCUAUAUUGGAUUCGACCAUUCAUAAUCGUAGGUUCUUGACACCUACUACCCCAAAACCGCUGGCCAUAAUCACUCCUCUAGAUUAUUCUCAUGUUCAAACCACCGUAAAGUGUUGCAAACAAAGUGCAUUGCAGAUCAGAAUCCGAAGUGGUGGGCAUGACUACGAAGGCACGUCAUACAGAUCUGAAGUUCCAUUUGUUGUGCUCGACCUCAAAAGCCUGAGGUCUGUUAGCAUUGACAUUGAAGCAAACACUGCUUGGGUUGAGUCUGGUGCAACCAUAGGCGAAUUGUAUUACUGGAUUGCAGAGAAAAGUCGUAUUCAUGGCUUUCCAGCAGGCCUUUGUCCAACUGUUGGUAUUGGAGGACACUUUAGUGGUGGCGGAGUAGGUAAUUUGAUCAGAAAGUAUGGGCUAGCUGCUGAUAAUGUCAUUGAUGCACGAAUAGUUGAUAUUAAUGGUAGAGUUCUAGACAGGAAAUCGAUGGGAACUGAUCUUUUUUGGGCCAUAAGAGGAGGUGGCGGAGCAAGUUUUGGAGUUAUAGUUGCUUGGAAAAUCAAGCUUGUCCAUGUUCCACCUAUAGUUACCGUUUUCAAAUUAACUAAGACCUUGGAAGAAGGAGCCAUAAGUCUAAUUUACAAAUGGCAAUUUGAAGCACACAAGCUAAGUGAAGAUUUACUCUUUAGAAUCAUAAUAUCACCAAGCAUUGGGAGGGAAGGAAUUGAAGCAACAUUCAGUUCAUUGUUCCUCGGUAGAGCUGAUCAGCUCCUGAAAAUGAUGGAGGAGAGCUUCCCCAAAAUUCGCCUGAGAAAAGAAGAUUGCAUUGAGAUGAGUUGGAUUGAAUCUGUUCUCCAUUUCGCGGAGUAUCAAAGUGGGGAAACUGCAGACGCCCUAAAAAACAGAAUAGACCCGCGACGUCUUAGUUACUUCAAAGGCAAGUCAGACUUGGUUUACAAGCCUAUACCUUAUGAGGCAUUAGAAGAGCUCUGGAAAAGGUGUUCGGAUGCAAAUUCUCCUUUUAUCCACCUAGAAUUGCAGCCUUAUGGUGGAAGAAUGAGCGAGAUACCAGUAUCAGAAACUCCAUAUCCGCAUAGGAAAGAUGUGAUAUUUGAAAUCCUCUACAUGGUGUUAUGGAUGAACGAUGAGAAUGGUGAAUCUUCAGAAAGGAACAUCAAUUGGAUAAGAGCAUUAUAUGGGUUCAUGACUCCUUAUGUGUCUAAAGGGCCAAGAGGUGCUAUUUGGAAUGGUAGAGAUCUUGAUUUAGGUGUAAAUGGUGUUUCUGGCACUGUUACUUUUUCAAAAGCUAAGGCAUGGGGAUCAAGGUAUUUCAAAGAUAAUUUUAAGAGGUUGGCAGUCAUUAAAGGUGAAGUCGAUCCAAAUAAUUUUUUCUACCAUGAGCAAAGCAUUCCACCUCUGGUUUUCCAUGCACAACGAAAGUGUGGAAUACCAAAUAUGAAGUUUCUGGAUAAAUGUUCCUUAUGGAAUGACACAUGACAUGAUCAAGUUUUGUAAUAUUGUAAAGUC
Coffea eugenioides is the source of this 2183-nucleotide messenger RNA. RefSeq names its product berberine bridge enzyme-like 18. The record is from RefSeq and is a predicted model, not a curated record. Gene Ontology annotation, molecular function: oxidoreductase activity; FAD binding. The coding region runs from base 444 to 2153 and encodes 569 amino acids. NCBI's taxonomy places the organism in Eukaryota, Viridiplantae, Streptophyta, Magnoliopsida, Gentianales, Rubiaceae. The transcript is spliced from 2 exons.